Symsagittifera roscoffensis is the source of this 1367-nucleotide messenger RNA. RefSeq lists its product as uncharacterized. Gene Ontology annotation, cellular component: plasma membrane. The record is from RefSeq and is a predicted model, not a curated record. The transcript has 9 exons. Lineage: Eukaryota; Metazoa; Xenacoelomorpha; Acoela; Convolutidae. The coding region runs from base 122 to 1207 and encodes 361 amino acids.
UCAUGACGAAGUUGUUUUAUGUACGAGUUGGUUUUUAAACUAAACCACAAUAUGCGAUAAAGCUCUCACUUAAAUUAGAGUUACAGAAAAUAAAUACAGUUUGUACCUGCGUUGAUUAAACAUGGGGAACCAACUGAAAUUGUACAAAGGAAGAACCAGCAGAUGUGUGGGAUAUCUGGGAGCCUUUGUCAGCUUCCUCAUCACCGUGUAUGGGGGAGCUAUGACAGGGAUGGGGGUGUGGCUUGUGAGUGAGGACGUGGUGGGGGUGUUGAAGACUGUGGUGCCCAGCAGCAGCGUCUGGGACUGGAUCGCUUUCGGGAUGAUAGUCACCGGCGUCUUCCUCUCCGUCACAGGCCUCCUCGGCAUCAAGGGAUUCAUCAAGGAGCGCAGAAUGGUCCUCACUCUACACUGUCUGAUGUUGGCGUUGAGUUUUGUGGGGGUGUCAUUGUUCGUGGGUUUGCCCAUGUGGUACAGGAGCCAUAUGACCAAAAACCUCUACAACCAGAUGGAAGAGUCCUUCUUCGACUACCAGGGCGAACAGGCCAGAGACAAACACAGCGUGUUCUGGAACUACGCGCAGAUAUAUGUCAGUCUCAUUGUUGUGUUGCAGCACUGUCUGAUGUUGGCGUUGAGUUUUGUGGGGGUGUCAUUGUUCGUGGGUUUGCCCAUGUGGUACAGGAGCCAUAUGACCAAAAACCUCUACAACCAGAUGGAAGAGUCCUUCUUCGACUACCAGGGCGAACAGGCCAGAGACAAACACAGCGUGUUCUGGAACUACGCGCAGAUAUAUUACAGGUGCUGCGGAUUGGACCAGGAGGCUGACUGGCGCUUCCAGGCCUGGAACUACGAGAACAAACUCAACAUCAUGUACAUGCCCAGUCAAGGCAGAAACAUCUCCAGGAGGUGGCCUGCUUCGUGCUGUGACUACUACACGAGUGAGAAGAGACCCAGCCUGAACACCAUUCGAAAGGGCAGAUUCACCCCCGACCCAGUCAAGGUGGAGGACUGCUACCGCUACAACCCAAACUCCAACCCACCCGCCUCACAUACAGACGGAUGCUACCGCAAGUUCAAGUCCAUCAUCUACUCCCAGAUGACCUUCAUGGGAACCACCGCGUCAGUUCUAUGCGUCAAAUUGUUGGUUCUGUUCCUGAAGGCUGUCUUUGUCAUCAUGGCCAAUGCACCGGAAGAAACCAGACUUCGAUGAUCCAUUCGUCCCACGGAACCGCCGGAUCCAGGGCAGAUAUUUGCACAUAGUGUACAUAAUAAAUACCACUAUUUUUAGUCGGACACAAUCUUGGAAUAGUUGACCGAAUAUUUCGAAAAUUUGAGAAUAACUACAAUUUGAAUUUAACCCAUCAAACCAA